Messenger RNA from Ambispora leptoticha, 145 nucleotides. Lineage: Eukaryota; Fungi; Glomeromycota; Glomeromycetes; Archaeosporales; Ambisporaceae. The record is from the annotation of a GenBank genome assembly.
AUGCCAGGCGGCCAGGUUGGUGAACCCUUCUUGCCCCAGGGUUAUUCGUCCAGUUCUUCGGUCUCUGUUCCUUGGCUUUGUCUGUGUGAUGUCACACAACUUCGCCCGAAAGCUCCCAUUCAAGAUGGUGGUACCAAGGUUACAG